AUGAAGUUCACUCUUCCAACCGCUGCCUUCGCCCUCUCCUUGCUCGGUGCUGCUGAUGCCGCCCGUAUUGAGACGUAUGUCACCACGGGAGUACAGAUUCCUAAUUAUAGCUCUGCUUACUUCGGUGACGAUGGCAAGAUGUACCCGCUUGGCGGUGGCUUCAGAGACGGAUGUCGAAAGACCAAGUAUGAUUGGGUCAAGGAGGUCUGCAUUGACGACGGCAAGCUGAGGGCGCACAUUGUGUAUUCGGGUGGCACGAAGAAGUGCUUCAGGCGAACUAAGGAUUCUUCAAAAGCCUGUGGUGGCAGUGAGGGAUGUUGGCUGGGCGUGUGCCCGAGGUGCUGGACGUAUGUCUACACUGAAGCAAAGUGUAACUGGUGA
Molecule: messenger RNA, 381 nt
Organism: Fusarium musae
Lineage: Eukaryota; Fungi; Ascomycota; Sordariomycetes; Hypocreales; Nectriaceae
Exons: 1
Coding region: 1-381 (126 amino acids)
Source: RefSeq, a predicted model, not a curated record